AUGAUCAAGCACAAGUUCAUAGACAUCAAAAUAAAGUACACAGCUGCAGAUAUUGUUAGGGACUUGAAACAUUAUCAUGAAGUGCAAGUCAAAUACAGCAAAGCUUGGAGGUCUAGAGAAAAAGCUAUUGAAAAAGUGAGAGGAAAAGCAGCUGACUCUUAUGCAGAAUUUCCUACAUUGAAUGCUUCAAUUAAAGGUUGGAACUAUUGCGUACCUGUUGUAAUAGUUGAUGGGACUUUUUUAAAAUCAGCGUAUGGAGAGACAUUAUUGGUUGCAGCCACUCAAGAUGCAAAAGGUAGAAUCUUCCCCCUAGCAUUUUGUGUAGUUGAUUCAGAGAAUGAUGAUUCUUGGGAGUGGUUCUUUGAGAAUUUCAAGAAAGCUUAUGGUGUAAGAGAAUGCAUGAGCAUCGUAUCUGAUCGACAUGAAAGCAUCAUAAAAGCAACCAACACAAUGUACCCAGAAGUACCACAUGGGGCUUGCACCUUCCAUCUACUAAAAAACAUGAAAAGCAAGUUCAAGAAGAACUCAAAAAAGUUCAAGGAUAUAUUUUUCACAGCUGCAAAUGCAUACACUGUCAAAAAGUUUGAGUACCACAUGAGAGAACUUGAUAGGAUUGACAACAGGCUACAACCUUACCUACAAAAUAUUGGCUACGACAGAUGGGCAAGAGUUCACUCACCACACAAUAGAUACUCAAACAUGACAUCGAACAUUGUAGAAUCCUUGAAUUCUCCAAUCGUAGCAGUAAGAGAGCUACCAAUUUGUACAAUGCUAGAGUGUUUACGAGGUUUGGUUCAACAAUGGAGUUGGACUAAUAGGAAGAUAGCAAAUGCAACCUCCACCAAGUUGACUGAGAAGCAUGAAGGGAUCUUGAAUGACAACUACAUCUACUCAUUAAAGUUUCAGAUGGAUCAACUUCCUUGUGCCCAUGCAAUUGCUACUCUUAAAGAAAUGAAUCAAGAUCCAUAUAAAUAUUGUUCUCCAUAUUAUAGCAAGGAAGCCAUGGUUGCAACCUAUCAAGAAAUUGUAUACCCAAUUGGCAAUGAAGACACUUGGGAAAUACCUGAACAUAUCAAAGCUGUGAAAGUACACCCUCCAGAAGGAAGAAUAAGGGUUGCAUUUUGUUAUAUUGGGUAUGUGUUUGAUGUUGAAGGGAGUUGCAAUGACUUUGUAAUUGAGGUGGCAAUAGGUUGUAGUGGGUUCGCAUUUAAGAUAGCGAAAUUGGCUGCAUUAGGUUCAAAUAGGCUUGCAUUUGAGGUUGCAUUUAAGAUGCAAAAUUAG
This is a messenger RNA of Humulus lupulus (European hop), 1281 nucleotides long. RefSeq lists its product as uncharacterized. The transcript is spliced from 4 exons. The coding region runs from base 1 to 1281 and encodes 426 amino acids. NCBI's taxonomy places the organism in Eukaryota, Viridiplantae, Streptophyta, Magnoliopsida, Rosales, Cannabaceae. The record is from RefSeq and is a predicted model, not a curated record.